Molecule: messenger RNA, 1491 nt
Organism: Micromonas pusilla CCMP1545
Lineage: Eukaryota; Viridiplantae; Chlorophyta; Mamiellophyceae; Mamiellales; Mamiellaceae
Gene: BAM2
Product: glycoside hydrolase family 14 protein
Exons: 4
Coding region: 1-1491 (496 amino acids)
Biological process (GO): polysaccharide catabolic process
Molecular function (GO): beta-amylase activity
Source: RefSeq, a predicted model, not a curated record
AUGAGCGUCGCGUCCGGGGGGUCCGCGUCGUCGCUGACGGAGCGCGCGCGGGCGGCGUCCUCGAGCUCGCGCCCGGACGACGACGCGACUCUUCGCUUCAAUCGCGUCGACGGAGGAGGCGACGGAAGGAAGGGUGCCAUCCCCGUGUACGUGAUGCUCCCGCUCGACACCGUGAGCCGCGACGGCCGUCUGCAGCGAGUCGACGCGCUGUCCGCGCAGCUCGCGAGGCUCGCGAGCGCGGGCGUCGCCGGCGUCAUGGUGGACGUGUGGUGGGGCAUCGUCGAGCGCGCGCGACCGAUGGAGUACGACUGGGACGCGUACCUGCAGCUCGCGUCGAUCGUGGGCUCGCUCGGGCUGAAGCUCCACGCGGUGCUCUCGUUCCACGCGUGCGGCGCGAACCGGGACGACGACUACCACGUCCCGCUCCCGUCGUGGGUCACGGACGCGGUGAAUCGCGACCCGGACGGGCUGCUCUUCAUGGACCGCGCGGGGACGCGAUCGGACGAGUACAUCUCGCUCUUCGCGGACGACUCCCCGAUGCCGAUGCUCGCGACGCCGAUAGACUGCUACAGGGACAUGAUGAUCUCGUUCCGCGACGCGUUCCGCGAGUACAUCUCGCCGCCGAACGCCGUCGUCGACGAGAUCCUCGUCGGCGCCGGACCGUGCGGCGAGCUCAGAUAUCCCGCGUACGCGAUGUCCAGAGGGUGGGAGUUUCCGGGCGUCGGGGAGUUCCAGUGCUACGACAGGCGCGCGUUGGAGUCUCUCGCCGCGGCUGCGAACGCGGUGGGGAGGCCGGAGUGGGGCGGCGCCGGGCCGCACGAUGCGGGGAGUUACAAUUCGCACCCGGACGACACCGACUCGCUCGCGGCCGCGGACACCCCGGUCGGGCGGUGGGACAGCGACUACGGACGGUUCUUCCUCACGUGGUACAGCGACGAGCUCGUGUCGCACGGGGAGCGGGUGUUGACCGCGGCGAGGGAAGCGUUCGACGGCGUCGGCGCGAGGCUGGCGAUCAAGUGCGCGGGCAUUCACUGGUGGUACAGAACGCGAGCGCACGCCGCGGAGCUCACGACGGGGGGGAGGGGCAUCGGGUUCGGCGGCAGCGGGUACGAUAAGAUCAUGGCGCUGUGUAAGCGGAGCGGCGCGAGCGUGACGUUUACGUGCGCGGAGAUGGCGGACAAGGAGCACACGCCGUUCCACAAGUGCGGGCCGGAGGGUUUGCUGAGGCAGGUGGUGAACGCCGCGGAGAGGCACGGCGUGGAGAUCAGCGCGGAGAACGCGUUGUUUCGCUGCGACGGCGACGCGUUUCGACAGACGGAGAAAAACUGCGGCGCGAACGUCGUCGGGGACGCGGGGACGUCGCGCGCGGCGAGGAUGCACUCGUUCACGUUCUUGCGUCUGUGCGACACGCUCAUGGAGGAAGGGAACUUCGCGGAGUUUGCGAAGUUCGUUAGGAACAUGUCCGCGGGCGCCGCGGGGGGAUCGGAGUAG